Mirounga angustirostris (Northern elephant seal) is the source of this 2331-nucleotide messenger RNA. RefSeq names its product cytoskeleton associated protein 2 like (gene CKAP2L). NCBI's taxonomy places the organism in Eukaryota, Metazoa, Chordata, Mammalia, Carnivora, Phocidae. The record is from RefSeq and is a predicted model, not a curated record. The coding region runs from base 85 to 2331 and encodes 748 amino acids. Gene Ontology annotation, cellular component: cytosol; mitotic spindle; centrosome. The transcript has 9 exons.
GAGCCAAUGAGAGCGAGCGGACGCGUUGUGCCCCAGCCGUAGCUUCAGGCGCGGGCUUUGAAGAAAAACUGUCGCGGAGACGUCAUGGUGCCACCGCGGCCGUCGGCAGCCGCCGAAGAGCGGCAGAGAAAGCUCCAGGAGUACCUAGCAGCCAAGGGAAAACUGAAGUGCCAAAAUACCAAGCCUUAUCUAAAAGCCAAGAGUAAUUGUCUGAAUCCUCUACCUUCUAAAUCAAAUAUUAUACCCAAAAAGGAUGUUAUCAAUCGUGUUACUUUGCCUAUCAAAGCUACAAGACCCAUCAGCAUUAAACUCCAACCCAGACCUGCCAAUAUCAUAGAAUCCCAAAAGCCAAAGUUGGAGGCACCAAAACUUCGGGGCAAAAGGCUGACCUCAGGAUGUGUUUCUUCUGGCUCAAACUGUAAACCUUCCAGCAAUAGUCGACAACAGCAUAAAGCUGGAUCAUCCACUAUUGGAGAACUAUCUAGAAAAACUGUGGGGUCAUUUAAUAUAGAGGAAUUGAAAACUGCAAAGCAGCAAGUCGCAGAUCAAAGAAAUACUAAAUGUGCAGACUCUGUGGACAAUAACCAUGUUGAAAAUGAACCCUUGGAUAGCUGUCUAAAAGAGAUGAACAAAGAGAACUUGCCCCAAACCUUACCAGACUCUGAAAGGAAGCCAAAUCCUAAAUUAUGGACAAUAGGUAAGCCAAAGACUAACACUUAUAAUCAAGUCAAGAGCAGUUUCGCUCCUAAACAAGCCUUGGGCAAAAGUUCAGGGAAUAGUGCUGUUCUGAAAGACAGAGUUAAUAAACAAUUUGUUGGAAAAACACAAAUUAGGAUACCACCAAUAAAGUCACAGCAACUCUCUAGAGGAACAAAUCUUGCAAGACCAGGAGAAAAACUCCCAAAGACAGUUCCCUCUCACAAUGUUCAGACCCUUAGUAGGAAUCAGGCAUCAAAGAAACCAGUGGUCAAGGACAUAAAGGAUAUAAUGGUUAAUAGGGAUAAAUAUGAAAGACCAAAUGAAACUAAGUUACAGUCACACACUGUUACUGAACAGAAAGUAAAACAAACCAAACCCUGGACAUGCCCCAGUGUGCUUCCGGGGGGCUUUAAUAACAGACAUCCAAACAUUAAGCAAGAUCAGAAAUCCACUCAACCUUGUGUUAGAACUCGGACAUCAUGUGCAUUGCAAAAAUCAAAAGCCAUAAGCCAAAGGCCUAAUUUGGCAGUUGGCAGUUCUAAUUCAGUCAUUCCAAGCACCCCUAACAUAACAGCAAAUGGAACCAAUGGCAGUAAAUGCAGCAACAGCUAUCAACAAAAAGGACAGACUUUGGACUCCAAGUUGAAAAAGACUCUUCCCCAGAACCAUUUUCUUAAUAAGACAGCUCCCAAAACUCAAGCUGGUAACAAAACCAUAAAUGGAAGAAGAGUCCCAAAUGGGACCCAGACUAAUCCAAAUAUUAAGAAGAUCACAGCAGAGGAUCGAAGGAAACAACUGGAAGAAUGGCAGAAAUCCAAGGGGAAGAUCUAUAAACGGCCUCCCAUGGAACUUAAAACAAAAAGAAAAAUAAUAGAGGAAAUGAAUAUUUCAUUCUGGAAGAGUAUGGAAGAAGAAGAUGAAGAAAAGAAAGCACAACUUGAACUGUCCAAUAAAAUUAACAACACUCUAACACAAUGUCUGCAGCUCAUUGAGGAGGGUGUACCUUCUAAUGCAAUAUUUACCAUAUUGUCCAGUAUUCCUGAGGUCGAAAAAUUUGCUAAAUUCUGGAUCUGUAAAGCAAAGUUGUUGGCAAGUAAAGGCACCUUUGAUGUUAUUGGGCUGUACGAAGAGGCCAUUAGAAACGGGGCAACACCGAUACAAGAGUUACGGGAAGUUGUUCUUAAUAUUUUGCAAGACCCAAAUAGAACGACAGAAGGAGUUACCUCUGACUCUUCAGUUGCUGAGACAAAUAUAACAGCAACAGCAGAACUGGCCAAUAAGACGGAAUCUGAAAAGUCUUGUCUUUCUCUGAAAGAGGGAGACCAGGUUAUAGCAACACCCCAAGUAACCAAGGCAGAACAGGAUAAUCAUCCUGGUAUCAAAUUACAGAUUGCCCCAAUCCCUAGAAUAAGUGGAAUGCCAGAAGUACAAGACAUGAAGCUCAUUACCCCGGUGCGGCGUUCAGCAAGGAUUGAGCGAGCUGGGUCCCGCUACCCGGAAAUGCUGCAGGAACAUGAUUUAGUAGUGGCUUCUCUUAAUGAGCUGUUAGAAGUGGAAGAAACAGAGUGUUUUAUAUUCCGUAAAAAUGAGGCUUUGCCUGUAACAUUAGGGUUUAAAAUCCUCGAGUCAUAA